AUGGAAUUGGCCUCUGAAGCCGAAAUUGAAGAAAAAUAUUGUAAUACUCAGGAAUAUGGCUACGAAUCAAACGAGGAGCAAGAAACAAGAAAAACGGUUGAAGGGUCGUGUCAUCAGGACCCAAUAGUUGCAGAAACGGUUAUUGACAAAGAAAAAACUAGUGAUAUCCAGGAAGAAGACAACAUAUCAAUAGGGACGCAAGAAGUAAGAAAACCAGUUGAAGAGUCGCGGGACCUUCCAAUUGCUGCGAAAACGGUUUGUGACAAUAAUAAGAGGAACACGACAAAAGAGAAUUCUUCAAAAUACCUACUAGAUGACUUGAGAAUUUCAGAUUCAUCAGACGAUGGUAAUUUUGGAUCAUCUAGCAGUGAUAAAUAUAUUUGCGCUACUGAUGAAUCGUCGUCAUCCAGUGAUAAUGAAAGAACUUCAGCUAAAAAGAAAAGAACGGCUACGUCGUCGGUGAGACAUACCUCCAAUAUUACAGUUCCAGAAACACCCCCGUCGCCCAUGAGCACAUCAGAGAAUCCUGUUCCUGGUUGCUCUUUCUGGGAACGCAACGGUAUGAAUAGUGCCGGGAAAAAGAAAAGAACAAGAAAAAGUGACAAGGAGAGAAGACAGGAUAGAGCAAGGAGAAAAUUGUUUUGUAAUACUGGCUUAGAAUAUAUAACGACAUCAGGGAAAACAAAGAAACGUCGGCAACUUCAUGAACUUGAAAACGGCCGUCAAAAAUACAAGCAGAGACUACCACAGGACUUGAGGGAGAAACUUUUUGAACAGUACUGGAGUUUAGGUAGUUACGGAAAUAGAACUAAAUACAUUGCGAAAAAAACGUCGAAGUUUUCUCCAAAGAAAAAACGCAACGUCAGCUUUCAUUACUUUGUACAUGGUUUUGAUCAUACAAAACAUAUAAUCUGCAAAGGAUGUUUUUUGAAGACUUUUGAUGAAAGUCACAAAUAUCUACAAACGGUAUGCGAGAAACUACGAGACAAUGUCGGUCAUCUUCCUCAGCGUAAACGUCGAGUUGCCACUACGGCCGCAACAAACCAACAAACCACUAGAAAGUUUUUGAAUUCCAAGCUCAACCUUCAAGUUCUUUAUAACCUAUACAAACUGAAGACUGAUGCUCCAGUAAGCAAAACCAUCUUUAAAAAGGUCUUUGAAACCAUGAAUUUAUCCUUCAAAAAGCCAUCUGUAGACACUUGUUCAAAAUAUGACUGCAUCAAUAUGAAACUCAAGUAUGCAUCUGUGGAUCAGGCUGCAAAUCUCAAGACGCUCAAGGAGCAUCAAGAGGCGUUUAAGACUGCUUACGAAGACGAAAAGGCAGAUAAACAACUGACUCAAUCGAGCGAAGUUGUUGCUGUCAUAACAUUUGAUUUGCAACAAUGUUUACCCACCCCGUAUUUGCAAACGAAUGUUGCAUUUUAUAAGCGACAAUUGCGGACAUUUAAUUUGACCAUACACGAUUUGAAAACAAACAAGGCUUUCUGUUACACGUGGCCGGAGUGUGAGGGUAAUAGAGGGGCUAAUGACAUUGCUUCGUGUUUAUACGAUUUUAUCAUAAAUCAACUACCAAACUUACACCCAAACGCUAAGAAGCUGAUCACGUUCUCGGACUCCUGUUCUGGCCAAAACAAGAAUUCGAUUGUAACAACAAUGUUAAUGCUAGUUACUAGACUAUCCCCACAAUUGCAAUUUAUUGAACAUAAAUUUCUCGUACCCGGCCAUACACACAUGGAGGCUGACACCGACCAUGCAUUGAUUGAGCGUAAAAAGAAGCACACGAAUAUGGAUAUACACUUGCCAAGAGAUUGGUAG
Molecule: messenger RNA, 1815 nt
Organism: Parnassius apollo (apollo)
Lineage: Eukaryota; Metazoa; Arthropoda; Insecta; Lepidoptera; Papilionidae
Source: the annotation of a GenBank genome assembly